Molecule: messenger RNA, 2510 nt
Organism: Daldinia decipiens
Lineage: Eukaryota; Fungi; Ascomycota; Sordariomycetes; Xylariales; Hypoxylaceae
Exons: 4
Coding region: 1-2454 (817 amino acids)
Source: RefSeq, a predicted model, not a curated record
AUGUCGAAACCCUUCCGCAAAGUUCACCGAGUAUUUUCUCGUAUCUCACGAAGUGAACCUGAAUCGCCACUCAAGGAAUCUAUUUCUGAUUCUAGUCCGGGAUGUAAUGCGAAGUAUGGUCUAUUUGUAUUCGUAGACAAACCUUCAGAGCAGGUCGAUGGAAUCGAUAUUGUGGCAGUACAUGGCCUGAAUGGACACUACAUCAAGACUUGGAGCACAGAACUUCCGGACUCAGGCCAACAUUAUAACUGGCUUCAAGCAGCUCUUACGCAGGCGAUUCCUACCGCAAGAAUCAUGUCCUUUGGCUACGACUCUGCUGUUUUUAGCAAGUCUGUCGCUGAUAUUGGCGACUUCGCCGACCAACUCCUCCAAGGACUAUUAGCUAAGAGAUGUAACCCAGGAGAACAAACUCGGCCACUUCUCUUCCUUUGCCAUAGCCUCGGAGGGAUUGUUUUCAAGAAGGCUCUAGUUCGUGCCCACGAACGUAACCACUAUACGAAACUUCUAGACUAUGUCCAAGGGGUCGCCUUUUUCGGCACUCCUCACCAAGGGUCAGAGGCUGCAAAUUGGGCUAAAAUAUUGGCUAGCAUACUCAACGCCGUAUCUUUUAAUUCGAACAUGAAUAGCAUACUUCUAGAGAGUCUCCAAGCACAAUCUGAAGUGCUGUUUGAGAUUUCCGAGUCCUUCGUGGAUCGAUGUGAAGGACUUAAAAUCGUGAGUUUCUACGAAACGCAUAAACUUCCCGGAACAAGUAUUGUGGUUGUACCGAAGAAUUCAGCUUUGCUUCUUAGAUCAAACGAGGUUCCUGUCCCUCUGAAUGGGGACCAUCGGUCUUUAUGCAGGUUCUCGAUUACAGGAGAAGACCGUGAAAGGCUAGAGCUAGUUCUAAAUAGUCUCAAAAACAUAACCAAAGAAAUACAUCCUCAAAAUAGGAAGACGGAGCUCUCCCCCGAAGAUAAAACGGCUAUACAAGAGUUGUAUCCUGGGAACUAUGAAUCUUUUAAAGACCUUAAUGCUACUCGAACUCUAGGGACGUGUGAGCGGCUACUGGAGCAUCCUCGAUACCAGGAAUGGAGACACGAGGAUCAAUCCAGCCUUUUAUGGAUAUCGGGUAAUCCAGGCUGUGGCAAAUCCACACUUGCUAGAUUCCUAGCCGAUUAUUUGAAAAGUCUAGAACUCCGAACGCCUGCUCGAGAAACAGUAUGCCAUUUCUUCUUCAAAGAAGGUAUUAGCAACCAACAGAGUGCUGUACUGGCUCUUCGGGCUAUCCUCCACCAAAUCUUCUCCUGCGACGAAGUAUCCGCGAAAUACUUCUUAUCGGAAUACAAAUUGAAAGGUUCCAAGGUUUUAAACGAGUUUGACACUCUAUUUGUGGUACUGGAAAAGGUUGUUAUGGACCCGGGGUCGAAAAGGGUUGUCUGCAUUCUGGACGCUUUGGAUGAAUGCCCACAAUCUGAUGUUGCGAAGUUACUCGAAGCCCUCAGAAGAUCUUACCAAGCACAAGAGAAGGCGCAAGUCAUGCCGCGCUUGAAGGUAGUUAUAUUCAGUCGCCCAGAGAACUUGAUAAAGAAUGUCUUGAAGAGAUACGAACAUUCUAUAAGACUCAGAGGAGAAGAUGAGAUCGCAACUAUAAACCACGACAUAUCCCUGGUGAUACAACAGUGCGUCAAAGACCUACAAGCGGAAGUGGAAAUCCCAUAUGAAAUGUCUAAGGAUUUGUCACAAAAUCUUGAGAGUGGCGCUAACAAUACAUUUCUUUGGGUGACGCUGAUGGUCAAGGUUCUAAGAGAGCACAUCCAAUCUUACGGGGGAAUCUCGAAGAACGACCUACAGAGUCUUCUUCAUGGCUACGAUAUAUUUGCUGUAUACAACCAUAUGUUGAGAAAGAUCAUCCCACGGCCUGAUGCGAACAAAAUGUUACAAAUUGUCAUAGCUGCGAGAAAGGCAUUGACAAUAGAGCAGAUGAGUGUUGCUUUGGCUGUGAAGCAAUCCCAUACCACUCUGGAGGACAUCUCAUCAGAGAUAAAAUAUCCUCAAGAGGACUAUAUCAAAGUCCUCUGUGGCCACUUCGUCUGUUUUGUCGGCCAGGAAAUACACCUAGUUCAUCAGACAGCUAGGGAGUUCCUUCUUGAGCAGGCCAAUGAGGAGAGUGUUCCCAGACAUAUAUGGCAACACACAAUGACUCUGGCCGAGUCCCACAGAACUCUGCUCGAAGUCUGUAUCUUAUAUUUGAUCUGUGGGGAAAGAAGUGGCUGGAACGUACCUAGCUAUCGAACUUUUGAAGACAUGAAACGUGAAAUAUCGUACCAACAACCACUACUGGACUAUGCAGCUAUAAAUUGGUGUUUCCAUUUCAAUAGGUCGAAGGUCACUAUAGGAAUGAACGUAUUGAAGCAGUUCCUCAAAUCUUCCCAUCUACUCCAUGCUGCGACUAGAAAGGUGGCAGGGUAUUAGUAAAGCUACCUACCUAGUUAAUACAAAUCAAGUAUGACGUUUAUAUUGUUAUAUUA